This is a messenger RNA of Auxenochlorella protothecoides, 1173 nucleotides long. RefSeq names its product Rho GTPase-activating protein 1. Bases 1 to 1173 code for a protein of 390 amino acids. The record is from RefSeq and is a predicted model, not a curated record. The transcript has 4 exons. NCBI's taxonomy places the organism in Eukaryota, Viridiplantae, Chlorophyta, Trebouxiophyceae, Chlorellales, Chlorellaceae.
AUGACGGUGGAGGAGCCAGUCAUCGAGCUGCGCAGUGGCGCGGGCACGGGAUCGGAGGGGACGACCUCCCCCAAGGUCUCCAGCAUCGGGUCUGGCAGGGAGGGCAAGCGCCCCGUCGAUCUUCCACAAGUGGUGGAUGCCGGUGCACCGGGUCUGGAUACCCAUCACUGGGCGGGGGUGAGGCGGGGACCCCGUGACGGAGACACGAGGUCGAUUGCCAGCAGCAUGGCAGCCGAGAAGGACGCGCUGUCGGUGUAUGACAAUCAAGAGUAUGAGCUCGACUCUGAGGCCCGUGACGAGGACACCAAGAUUGCACAGGCUGCCGAGGACGACCUGGGCCUUGGGCAGGGCGCCACCCUGCUGGCCACCGAGCCCAGCGUGAUGGAGGAGGAGCAGGUCGUGCUCUCCCCCGGGUCCUCCAUCUCGGGCCUUCCCGCCCGCGGCGAGGCGGAGGACGGCACGGAUGACGCGGCCAGCGUUGGCACUGGCCCCGCCAGCCCCCGUGGCGCCUCCAGACUCCGCGAGUCGGUGCUGCGCGCCGACGAGCCGGGCGGCGACCUGUCCGGCGAGGCGGCCGAGCUGGACGCUGAGCGCGCGGACACGCAGGCGCAAGCCGGCUCGCUGCAGGACGCGGAGGAGGUCCCUCCCCCGGAGGCGGGCGCGGAGGAGUUCAACCCCGCCUGGGAGGAGACCUUCCGCGGCCUGGUGUACGCCGACGGCGUGGACUCGCUGGGCCGCCCCGUGGUGGUGCUGGACGCAGACCGCGUGCCGGCGGGCAUGAAGUCCUCGGCCGCACGCUAUGUCACCGCACACCUCGCGCGACUGGUGGAGGGAGGGGACUACGUGCUGGUGCUGACCGCGCGCCGCGCGACGCUGCCCAGCAUGUGGAUCAUGGGCGCCUACACCACGCUGCCGCGCCCCUUCCGCAAGAACGUCAAGGUCAUCGUGCUGGUCCGCCCCGCGGGCUUCCUCCGCGCCGUUCUGGCCCUGCUCCGGCCCCUGCUGUCGGCCAAGGCGGCGCGCAAGCUGCGCCAGGUGGCCUCCCUGGCCCAGAUCGGGGAGGCCACCGGGGGGGAGGUGGGUGUCGAGCACCUGGGCGCCGCCUUCCUGGCCAGCGAGGCCGCGCGGGAGGAGCUGGGGGAGCUGGCCGCUGCCGCGCGGGGCGAGGCGUGA